AUUACUACAAGGCAAGGCAAAGUAGAUUGCUGGAUUUACAAGGAAUGAAAUUCCAAAUGCAGAUCAGAAAUGUGGAGGUAGUUUUUACAGUAAGAAAAAGGAGGAGGGGGUGCUUUUCUGAUUUAGAUUAGGAAAAAUUGCCUGAAAUGGUGGGUUGUGGCUGAUGGUAAGGUGAUUAGAAAUGGUGGGUUUUGCUCAUAAAUUUCAGUUGGAGCUUUUUUAUAAUUGCAGUGCAGACAUGAAGUGGCGGAAGGCCCCAAACCCAUAAAAAAAGCCCACCACUUGUCUAUAAAAAUACAGAAAAAGAGUAAAAGGCAGAGAGAAAACAGAGAAGGGAGGGAGACUGGGGAUUGGGGAGGGACAACAAUGUCAGAUUUGUAGUUUGUUUAGUGUGUUUUUAUUAUCCCCAUGCUAGAUCGCAUAAGAUAGAAAGAAAAAAGAGAAAAGAAAACAAAAGAGAAACAGAGAGAAAGAGAAACUAACCCGGUGGAUCCUCUGUGGAAAAGCAAGCUUCCAAAAACCCUCAGUGAUUCAAUCGGCUGACUCUCCCCUUUUGAUCACUCUGAUCUCAGACCAAACGCUGCCACUUUCUUAACAGUUAUGUGCUUUUACAGCUCAGUCUGUUCCUGGAAGAUGACACAGAAGCAAGGGCCAAACCCAUAAAUCCCAGAUUCAAGAAACUCCAGUAAUUUUGUGUCCAUUGACUGGCCUUUUAGAAAAAAAAAUGGUUAAACCAUGCUGGAAGCCUCACGAUGAUGGUGAUUCAAACGGACGAGUUGAUGGGUUGUUGUGGUCUAAGGAUCUGGGGCAUCAUGUUUAUGGGCAAUUCUCCAUGGCAGUAAUCCAAGCUAAUAAUGUGGUGGAAGAUCAAAGCCAGCUUGAAUCUGGGGCUUUGAGUAUGACCAACCCAGGUCCGCAGGGGACCUUUGUCGGAGUUUAUGACGGCCAUGGCGGAACCGAAGCUUCACGGUUUGUCAACGACAAUCUCUUCAGCAAUCUCAAAAGAUAUGUAUCUUUGCACCAAAACAUAUCAGAAAACGCUAUCAGGAAGGCUUUUGCAGCAACAGAAGAGGAGUUUCUCUCUCUUGUCCAGAAACAGUGGCUUAAUGAACCCAAGAUUGCAUCUGCUGGAUCAUGUUGUUUGGUAGGGAUCAUAUGCAAUGGACAGCUUUAUAUUGCCAACGCAGGCGAUUCUCGAGCAGUGCUUGGGAGAACCGAGAGAGCCACUAGAGAAGUCAUUGCCAUUCAAUUGUCCACAGAACACAAUGCAAGCAUAGAAUCAGUGAGAGAUGAACUACGGAUGGUUCAUCCAGAAGAUCCUCAGAUUGUGAUCCUAAAGCACAAUGUGUGGCGUGUUAAAGGUAUCAUACAGAUUUCAAGAUCCAUAGGUGAUGCAUAUUUAAAAAAGGCAAAGUUCAACAGACCUCCUCUGCCACCUAAAUUUCAACUGCCUGAGCCAUUUUACAAACCAAUCCUCAGUGCAGAACCGUCAAUACUGGUCCACAGACUCCGCCCAGAUGAUCAAUAUCUCAUAUUUGCUUCUGAUGGUCUGUGGGAGCACCUUAGCAACCAGAAGGCUGUUGACAUCGUCAACAGCUAUCCUCGAAAUGGAAUAGCAAGGAGACUUAUCAAGGCUGCACUUCGAGAAGCAGCUAAAAAAAGAGAGAUGAGAUAUUCCGACCUGAAAAAGAUAGAUAGAGGUGUGCGAAGGCAUUUCCACGAUGACAUUUCUGUUGUAGUUGUGUUCUUAGAUCCUCAGUUGAUCAAUGGCAGGCCCUCCCCUUGUUCCUUGUCAAUCAGAGGAGGAGAAGGUCUCCCUACGUCAGCAAACUCCUAGCUGGUAAACUUUGUUAAUGUCUUUAUACCCUUUUCAAUUUCUUGACAAACAAAACUAGAAAAUUCAGGCUUCUUAGAAAGAUCUAUCAAUUUGUAAGAUCUUCUAUUAGCAAGUAAAAUAGAAGAUGACAGGAUGCAAAUGUACAAAGUUCGUAAAUCGUUUCUUGAUGUAACAAAAUGAAACAACGUCCUUCAUCUUUGUAAAUCUUGUUUUUCCAUCAGAAAUAUCAACAUUAUCCCGUUCUUUACCAUCAACA
This is a messenger RNA of Cucurbita pepo subsp. pepo (vegetable marrow), 2093 nucleotides long. RefSeq names its product putative protein phosphatase 2C 38. Gene Ontology annotation, molecular function: protein serine/threonine phosphatase activity; cation binding. Gene Ontology annotation, biological process: protein dephosphorylation. Lineage: Eukaryota; Viridiplantae; Streptophyta; Magnoliopsida; Cucurbitales; Cucurbitaceae. The record is from RefSeq and is a predicted model, not a curated record.